UCGCUCGUCAACACCCAACGAUUUUGAGGGAGCACGUUUUUCUGGUCUUGAUUUUCAUAGCUUCCGCAGAAGAUGAGGAUUUGGAUGAUUAUUUUGGCACAUUCAGUGCUGAUGGCAUGCGCAUCCAGAAGCGUUUUUAGCUCAAAAGAAAAGAAAAAUAUUUCUAAAGUUAAACGACAUAUGAGGGGAAUCUUUGACUUCUUCGACCAAACAGACCAAAAAGAAUUCCUCCUGAUCCUUGGAGAUACCGAUGGUGAAAGUGGCGAGUUAAGCCUUUUCCUGACGGGCAAUCGCAAUAAUCAGACCGAAUUACCCACCAAAAGACGUGAUCUUCCGUUUUUUACCGUGGACAAUCAAACCGGCGUUUUAGUAAUCGACUUGCCGUACUUUGAUACUGCGUUUCACAACGUCUACAUCGAUCUUAUGAAGGCAUUCACGCACAAACUCAUUUUCGAGAAGGCGAAAGCACUGCGAAUCUUGCUUGUAAUGCCAGAUAAAGGUAAAAAAGAUAUUAUCAGAUUCUCGAAGCUAGCGGUGAAACUGGUAGCAAUUUUAGACGAAAAUUUCAUGGACAUCUCAAGCACAAUCACUAUCGUUGGUGCAAUUAAGCCGAAGACUUCUAAAGAAAAGGUUAUGACGAUGCUGAAGGAUGUGGUGGAAACUUUGCAGGACGACAUGGGAUUCAUGAAUGACACGCUAAGCGAAACCUACGGAAAUAAGUCAGAAGAUGCCGAUUGGAUCCAAAAGAAAUUGUGGUGGACGAAGGAGUUGAUGUACACCAUCGAUGAAGAGGAUUUGUAUUCAGGAUUCCGGAGGCCAGGCAAAAAUGGAGCUUUUUGGUCAGAGGAAAAUCGCAAAAAUCUGCGGAAGCUUUUCUUCAAGACGGGUGAUUAUGCCAGUGCGCAUGGUCGUUUUGAAAUUAUCGUGAACAGAAAAACAAAGGAUUACAUCUCUAAUAUCGAUACGUCGGUGUUUGUCAAACGUGGGUUGCUUAGAAGAUUUACGCAAUUGAUUGUCUCGGCUGUACUUGACAUUGAGUUUUCUAGCGAAAACGCUGCUCAUUUGGAUAUGUUGCGGUCGUCAGAGCAUAACAUUAACAAAAGAACGCAAAACCACCUUUUCUACGACGGGUACGUUUCAAAAUUUAAGAGCUUUGAUGAUAAAAAUCUUGAAGAUUACUGCUUAAAAGCAGAAUUGGGUGCGAAUGUCUGGAGCACAUUUAAAUUUGAACUCGAAACGCUGGAAUUCUUUGAAAAAAUGAUAGGUAAAUACAGCACCAUAAACGAUUAUGAUUUGAGAAAUUUACUCGUGAAUGAAGUUGAAAAACACCGGAAACUUGCUGUCAGAUUGUUUUAAUGUGAAUAAUUUUGUUGUUCCGUAAACUGGAAGAAAAUUCCUUUUAUAUUCAUAUAUUUUGGUUGUAAGCAGAUUUAGGAAUUUUGGGUUUGAUUUUUU
Messenger RNA from Cloeon dipterum, 1455 nucleotides. RefSeq lists its product as uncharacterized. Bases 73 to 1356 code for a protein of 427 amino acids. The transcript is spliced from 3 exons. The record is from RefSeq and is a predicted model, not a curated record. Lineage: Eukaryota; Metazoa; Arthropoda; Insecta; Ephemeroptera; Baetidae.